AAUCGCAACUGAGGUACCAAAAAAGGGAAAAGGGUUAGGCGUAUAAUUUGGUGGUGGCUGCGCAAGAAAAGAAAAGAAGAAAAAGGACAUACAAGACAAAGCGAGGUGCAACAAUGGCUGGCGCUGCUACUCUUCUUUCCGGCGUCUUUUCCCCGGCCUCGAUUCGAACUCCUUCAAUCUUUUUCCAUCAUUCCCACUCUCUCUCUCGUCCCCGUAUCUUCAUUCCUCCGGGCAACGUCAUCAAUCCUUUCAAUUGUAGACUCAGCUGUUAUGGGUCCACGAGAGGGGCGAUGUUCAAGGUUCAAGCUUUAUCUGCUCCCUCGGAGGACAGUGUCAAGAAGACAAUCAGCGAGAAUCCAGUUGUUGUUUUCUCCAAGACAUGGUGUUCGUAUUCCGCUGAGGUGAAAUCACUGUUCAAGGAUCUUGGAGUGAAACCACUUGUUAUCGAAUUGGAUCAAAUGGGACCAGAUGGAAAUGAAUUGCAGAUUACAUUGGAAAGGCUGACGGGCCAACGUACUGUCCCAAAUGUUUUCAUUGGAGGCAAACACAUUGGUGGUUGUACAGAUACGGUUCAGCUACAUCGGAAAGGAGAGCUUGAACCAUUGUUGUUGGAAGUUGGAGCUAGACCAACAAAGAGCUAGAGUUUUUAUGAUUCAUGUUUUUAAUUAAAUGUUCGGUUUGUUUCCUAAUACGAUAGACCCGGUCUUACAGUUUUCUUUUUCUGAUUGUCUUAAUUUAAACACCAUAGUAAUGUUGAAGAGAAGAUUUUGCUUCAAGGAGAAAAGAAGUUUACA
This is a messenger RNA of Impatiens glandulifera, 794 nucleotides long. RefSeq names its product monothiol glutaredoxin-S10-like. Gene Ontology annotation, molecular function: glutathione disulfide oxidoreductase activity. The transcript has 5 exons. The coding region runs from base 114 to 641 and encodes 175 amino acids. Gene Ontology annotation, cellular component: cytoplasm. Lineage: Eukaryota; Viridiplantae; Streptophyta; Magnoliopsida; Ericales; Balsaminaceae. Gene Ontology annotation, biological process: cellular response to oxidative stress. The record is from RefSeq and is a predicted model, not a curated record.